AUGGAUGGCGUCUUAGUGGACGGCAGUUCACCGUCAUCCAAUGGCGGCAAUGCCUUAGUUGGCGUAAGUGUCGCGCUGUCGGUGAUGCAAAUCGUUUUCGUGGCAGCACGCUUUUAUACGCGCUACAUGCAGCGGACCAAAUGUGGCGCUGACGACUAUGUUAUGCUUGUGGCCUUGUUUGGAAGUCUGAGCAAAGCGGUCAUUUACAUCGUCUUGGUCGAAAUCGCCGGGCUCGGAUACCAUAUCGACGAAAUCUCUCAUCCUAAAGAGAAAGUUGCCCUCAUCCGAAAGGGAUUCAUCGUUCUUGAAAUUCUCGACUUCCCCCUCACCAUUACCCCCGCCAAGAUCUCGCUUCUCCUAUUCUACCUGCGCAUCUUUUACACGCGCAAAUUCAAAGUCCUGGCCUACCUGGUCGGAUCCCUGGUCCUUGCAAUCGGCAUCACGGUCCUGUUUGAGUCUAUCUUCCAGUGCUCUCCCAUCGGCUAUGGCUGGAACAAAAGUAUCACACAUGGCUCGUGCAUUGACCAGACUGUCUUCUACCAAUAUAUCUCGCCCUUCAAUGUACUGACCGGUUUCCUGAUCUUGGCCAUGCCCUUGCCGCUGGUGUGGCGGCUCCAUGCACCCAAGAUGCAACGGUUGGCCAUAAUAGGCGUUUUUAUGCUAGGGGGGUUGGGAACAGUCGCAAGCAUUCUGCGGAUGGUGAUCUACUUUAUGCACAUAAAGACACGGCUUAACGACGUGACAUAUUUCUCCGUCAAACUCGGCAUCUUGACUGUUGUCGAAGGAGCGGUCCUCAUCAUCGCCUCCUGCCUAGUCACCAUCUGGCCACUGGUCUCUCGGCUCUGCCCCAAUCGCCUCCUCCGCGCCCUCUGCUGCCACACUUCCCGCGUGCGCGAGCAUCAGUGCUGGUAUAUGACAACCCGCGAACAAACAAAAACCGAGAGCGCGCUUGCGCCCGGACAGAACAUUCGGCGCAUGGGAGAAGGCAUAUCCUGGUUUGAUAGCGUGUCCUCGUUGCGGGAUAUCGAGCAGCAGCGGUGUUAUCCCUCGGCCGAGAGAGAUGAAAUUCUCGUUUGUGAGAGGACGGCUUACAUAUAA
This is a messenger RNA of Penicillium macrosclerotiorum, 1098 nucleotides long. RefSeq lists its product as uncharacterized. The record is from RefSeq and is a predicted model, not a curated record. Lineage: Eukaryota; Fungi; Ascomycota; Eurotiomycetes; Eurotiales; Aspergillaceae. The coding region runs from base 1 to 1098 and encodes 365 amino acids. The transcript is spliced from 6 exons.